Molecule: messenger RNA, 678 nt
Organism: Panonychus citri (citrus red mite)
Lineage: Eukaryota; Metazoa; Arthropoda; Arachnida; Trombidiformes; Tetranychidae
Product: NADH dehydrogenase [ubiquinone] iron-sulfur protein 4, mitochondrial-like
Exons: 2
Coding region: 119-634 (171 amino acids)
Biological process (GO): electron transport chain
Source: RefSeq, a predicted model, not a curated record
CGAAAUAUGUUUGCUAUGGUUUCUAAAUUUGUUAAGAACCUUUGAUUUAGCUUUGCUAACAAUUAAGUGAUUAAAUUGUGUAAUUAACUGUAGUUUUGAUUAAUUUAAUUUCGAGAAAAUGUUCCAUCGAUUAGCCUUCACCUCUGGGUCAACUUUGGCUAAGAUCGCAAAGUCUGGAUCGAGUCAUCAACAAUUCACCUGCAAUUCACGCCAAUUACCAAUCAUACCUGUUGAUCAAUCUCACCUUGAUUCAAGUUCUGAUGUUUCACCUCAAGAUUUUGCUCUGGUUUCAGGAAUGCCCGAAGAACAUACAACCACAAGAAGAGUUCGAGUGUUUAAAGAGGCAAAAAACGCGAUGCAAUCAGGAAACAAGAAUACGAAUACAUGGAAAUUAGACUUUGAAAACAGAGAAAGAUGGGAAAAUCCACUCAUGGGAUGGACAUCAACAGGUGAUCCAAUUUCAAACUUAUCUCUCAAGUUCAAUUGCCUAGAAGAAGCUAUUGCUUUUUGCGAGAAAAAUGUUUGGUCAUAUUCCGUUGAUGAACCACCGGAACCAAGGAAACCAAAGAAAAAAUCAUAUGCCGAUAAUUUCUCAUGGAACAAGCGAAUCAGAGUCGGCAGGUGGUCUGGUUAAUAUUUAAUAUUAUCGAUAAUUAGUUAAAUUAUUUUGAUUUUGAA